UUACUACACCUCUGUCACUCUCUCCCCCCAGAUAUAAGUAUUACUCGCUCUACCAUCUAACACCUCACCAACACUAAUCUUUCUCUUUCUUUAAAAUUUACCCUCUCUCUAUCUAUCUAUCUUAUCUCCCACCAUCACCUCACAGAACAAACACGCAGUCUCCUUCAUCACUAAUAAUCUCAUCACUUAUGAGCUGUACAACACUCACUGUCUUCUCUGAUAAUAUAAUGCCAAGGAGAUACCGGUACAGUGGACAGCAUCAGUAUAAACUUAAUUAUUUCUGUCACUAGAAUCGGGAUCUAAUGUAAAAAAAAACCUGUAUGGCCACUGACUACUUCACAACUACAGUUUAUUGCCAAAAUUUAAAGAACUGACUUGUGGCUUAUAAAUGGACAUCAUGUGAUCUUGAAGUUGAAAGUCCUACCAGAAGAAUUCUAUGUGGAAAAGUGUCUUCAAAAUUAAUGACAACAAUCCUAUUGCUUGAGUCAAAGUGUCCGUCUUUACUUGAGCAGUGGCUUAACCUUAGAGAAAUAGAAAUACCAACCAAACAGCCCUGAAGUCACAUCCUGCCAUCUUAAAAUAGGAAGGACACAUUGGAGAAUGUAGUUAUUGAUAUACAAAAAUGAUGUGUUGGUCAUGGUUGGAAUAUUUGUGAUCAUAGAGUUUCUCAAUCAGAGCUGACUUGUUGUUAAGCAGCAACAACACCAACAGCCCUUACUACAGAAGGGGGUCGGGUCAGAGUUCCUAUGGCGUCUCUGGGUCGACCCCUCAGGUUCACACGUCGCAUGCGAUGCUACAUUUUCGGCUUUUGCAUCAAUGUUUUCCUUGUAUGCAACAUCUUGGUUCACCAGACAUGGACCAAGUGGAACAGUGCUCUUGUCGAGAAGCCCGAUAGUUGGUCGCGAACUGCUGGCAAGGGUUCUGCACAGAAAACACAGGGAGAUAAUGAAUACCGUGUGUUGGUCAGCCGUUUCCGAAAGCUGAUGGAGAAUGCUGUAGAAUCGAGCAAUUUUUCAUCUAGCGAGAAUGAUGAAUCGCUUGAGUUGAUCAGCAAUGCUCAGAAUGGAACACUUCGUUUCAAGAACCGGAGUAGCGAACAACUUUUUAACUGUCAGGAUAUUGAGAAUAUAACUGACAAACACUACAUCGGUUCGGGCUGGACAAAGGCUGUGUAUAGCGGAAUUAUAUCGUCCAAGAAAGUUGCAAUGAAGACUGUUGACAUUGGAGGGCAAGAUGUGACCAAUUGUGUUAAAUGGGGUCAGACUCUUGCAGAAUGUUAUUACAGAGCUGCACAGAAGAUUGUCAAAGAAAUUGUUCUCCUGCAGGAAUUGGAACACCGGAAUCUCGUUAAGGUAUUGGGUUACUGCAUCCCUGAAGAACAGUACAACGGCGAUGAUGUUACUUUGGUGUCUUUAAUUACAGAGCUGGGUGACACUAUAGAUCUGAUCAAACUGCUGCCUAUGAGCUGGGAAGAAAGACUACGAAUUUCAUACGACCUCACUUCACUGAUUCAUUUCUUCGCUCACUCCCCCCACGGUCCCGUAGUCAUGAACGACUUCCGACACCAACAGUUUGUCCUUGUCAACGGAAUGUUAAAGCUUACCGAUGUCGAUGACACUGGAAUCGGUGAUCCACACUGUUCCACACAGGCUGACUGCAAUCUCCAUUUCUCACCUUCAGAAUUCCAUGCCAAAAUCCCUUGUCAGAACGGUCAUUGUGUCGGACUGAACGAAAAGAAAAAUAUCUUCAAUGCCGGGCGCCAUUUUAUAAUUUUUCGACUUCCAUAUGGUGCUCCACCAUCCCUCCAUCCUAUUCUUUAUGAUGUGGUUUCUGGCUUUACCAACUUGACUAUGAGUGCCGACAGACUUCUAGAACAGAUGCAAAAGGCUGUACACCUGUACAAAACUGGCCAUUACCUGAACAGGACUCAACCUGUGAAGACAGACUACAAAGAAUAUCUUGAAAGCGAUUUGCCUGGUAAAUAUGACUACAGAUGUCGAGCUUCCAUAUCCGGAACGAGCUGCACUUUUACGGUGUUCGAUCAGAAAGAGGCUGAAGAUAUCUGUGAAAGUGAUCCAGAGUGUUUCGGAUUUGUUAUGACACAAGAGACUACAUGGACAGGUCGGAAAAUCGUCCAUUUAAAGAAUAACAUGAGCAUCCCGGUGCGAAAUGCUGGUACAAAUUUAUACAUGCGUCCCUCCUGAGACAUUAUCAGUCCUUUCAUUUCAUUACACUUCAAUGAUGUCGAAAAUGUCCUCUGUGAAUGGAGGACGAAUGAACAUUUGAAAAAUCUCAAUUCCCUCCGCUUUCCAUUUUUGUAAAUAAUAUAUCAGAAAAAAAAAAAAAAUCUUAAAAGGAAGGCUUUCCACAUCUAAUUGCUUUGUCUGUGAUUUACUUAAAACAUGUGG
Molecule: messenger RNA, 2408 nt
Organism: Octopus sinensis (East Asian common octopus)
Lineage: Eukaryota; Metazoa; Mollusca; Cephalopoda; Octopoda; Octopodidae
Product: extracellular tyrosine-protein kinase PKDCC
Exons: 7
Coding region: 747-2204 (485 amino acids)
Biological process (GO): protein phosphorylation
Molecular function (GO): non-membrane spanning protein tyrosine kinase activity; ATP binding
Source: RefSeq, a predicted model, not a curated record